GUGGGUGGCGUUCAAGCGCGCCUGCGACGCCGCCAAGGAGCCACCAUCGCCCCUGUCGGAGGCCGCGAAGGAGUCCAACAUGACCUCCCUCAGGACGUUGGCCCCCCGGGUGCUUCCCGAGAUGUUCAAGGCGUACGUCAAGGUCCACGAGGAGAGCGAGGGGCGGGAUCUGUCGAUCAGCAGCCACAGCAAGCUCCUUGCGCUCAGCGCCGUGCAGGCCUACGCCAGCAUCGCCGAACCAGAGCUGGUGGGGGGGCUCUUCAAGAAUUUGGUCGCCAUGCUCCUCAAGGCCAUCGCAGGGCAGCAGCCCGCCAACGCCGAGGCGUCUGCUGAGCAGCAGGCCGCUGCGCUGUCUGACCUCGCCAAUGCGAUCCUGCCGCACCUGUCGGCGGAGUUCUUGGACCUCGCACUCAAGGUCUUCACCCCGCUGCUCAGCAGCGCCGAGGGCGAGGCGGAGGGCGGCAGGGCCCGCGCGCUGGCCCUGCAGAAGGGCGGCUACAAGGCGAUCCGCGGCAUACUGGAGCAUCCUGCCACGGGCAAGGUCGGCGACCCGGAGAAGAUCCUGGGCCUGUGG
Messenger RNA from Prorocentrum cordatum, 574 nucleotides. Lineage: Eukaryota; Dinophyceae; Prorocentrales; Prorocentraceae. The record is from the annotation of a GenBank genome assembly.